CGUGUCAGUGGGUGCGGAGUGGCUUUGGUGGGGUGCCCUGGGAGACCGGCUGAGCCUCCCUUCGAGGCCAUUAAUUCAGACAUGACUCCACGGCCGUUUACCAGGCUCCCGGGUGCCGUUUUCCGCGCGAGUCCUUGGAGAUACGGCCCCUGAUGUCAUGCAGCUCCGUUGGACGGGUUACCCCCCACAAGGGAGGUUACGGGGAAGGUUCAAGUCCACGAAGGGAAGUCGUGGCUUUUUCUUUUAAUUCGCAUGAAUUGUGCCUAAAAUGUGCUUUUAAACGGGGAAGGUGCUCUGAAGAGUUGAGCCGAAACGCCAUCUGCUCGAGGUUUAACUAAUUGUUCUCUCUCUCUCUGGCUGUUGGACGCGCACCUUUCCGGAGGAUGGGGGAGGUAACCAAGGCUGCACUUUGGCGUAAAUUGCAAUCGAUUAGGGAUCGUUUCUCAGACUCGAGUUAGAAGUGAGAGUUCAGAUAAGUGAGGCCGCCAUUGCUGCUUUGAACACCUCAGAAGGGGAGAAUGGAUUUAUCAGGAGUGAAAAAGAAGAGCUUGCUAGGAGUCAAAGAAAAUAAUAAAAAGUCCAGCACUAGGGCUCCCUCUCCUACCAAACGCAAAGACCGCUCUGAUGAGAAGUCCAAGGAUCGUUCUAAAGAUAAAGGGGCCACCAAGGAGUCUAGUGAGAAGGACCGGGGCAGGGAGAAAACGCGGAAGAGGCGCAGCGCUUCCAGCGGCAGCAGCAGCACCAGGUCCCGGUCCAGCUCUACCUCCAGCUCGGGCUCCAGCACCAGCACUGGCUCGAGCAGCGGCUCGAGCUCUUCUUCCGCAUCCAGCCGCUCGGGAAGCUCCAGCACCUCCCGCAGCUCCAGCUCCAGCAGCUCGUCUGGCUCGCCGAGUCCUUCUCGACGCAGGCACGACAACAGGAGGCGCUCCCGCUCCAAAUCCAAACCACCCAAAAGAGAUGAAAAGGAAAGGAAAAGGCGGAGUCCUUCCCCUAAACCCACCAAAGUGCACAUCGGGAGGCUCACUAGGAAUGUGACCAAGGACCACAUCAUGGAGAUAUUCUCCACCUACGGGAAAAUUAAAAUGAUCGACAUGCCUGUGGAAAGGAUGCACCCCCACCUGUCUAAAGGCUACGCGUACGUGGAGUUUGAGAAUCCGGACGAGGCUGAGAAGGCUCUGAAGCACAUGGAUGGAGGACAAAUCGAUGGCCAGGAGAUCACCGCCACCGCUGUGCUGGCCCCAUGGCCGAGGCCACCGCCCAGGAGAUUCAGCCCUCCCAGGAGAAUGCUGCCUCCACCUCCCAUGUGGCGUCGGUCGCCCCCACGGAUGAGAAGAAGGUCGCGCUCCCCGAGACGCAGGUCCCCGGUGCGCCGGCGGUCCCGCUCGCCCGGCCGCCGCCGCCACAGGAGCCGCUCCAGCUCCAACUCCUCCCGAUAAGCAGGCCACCGGGGCUCUGCACCCUGGAACUUCUGUCCCGUCCACUUCAGUUCGGUCACUUGUGUAGCGGCAGGAGGAUUGGUAGGAGAGAAAUUCCUCACUCAGGGCAGGCUUCGAAGGCAGCGAUUGAGGCGUUUCCUCUGAAGGCAGAGUUCCAGCUGCAGGAGCGUUAGUGGCUUGGGGUUGUGCCUGUAAAGACGCCCGCCAGGUCUCUGGCUAGAAAGCUCCCACGUUCGCAGUUCCUCAGAGUCCAUUCAGUGGCAAAGCCAGCAGGGACAACGCAGGGCUCCGGGUGGCAGUGCGGCCCCAGCCCCGGGGGUGGGGGCCGGGCCAGUGGCCUGGUCGUGCCCGAGCUUGCCGGUCUGCGGGGUCCCUCAGGAAGGGGCCUGCUUUCCGUGCGGCUGCUGAUCCUGCUGGCCUGGCCCUGCUCCCCCUGCUCCGGUCCUCCUCCGAUAUCUACAGUCAGACACCCUGUGUUCAUCACCGGAAAUGGUUGUUUUUACAUGUACUCAUGCACACACACCGCAUCCCGCGGCCCCCUUUCUCUCUGCACUUGGUGAACAAGUUGAGAGCCAGCUCCACAGGGCCAUCAAGGACCCCCCCCCCCCCCCUUGUACCUGUCAUUCACUGUGGUCUCGCAGGUUACCGUGGCAACGUGUACAUUGCUUUUUUGGCUUUUAUUGUACAGUCAGUACUAUAAAUUUGUUGUUUUAAGUUUUGUAACUUGUAGCAUUUUAGGCGCUGUUGUGUCUGUACUUUGUUGUGUAGAGUGAAGGGAUUGUGUUGAAUAAACGGGAUUACACUGCA
Neofelis nebulosa (Clouded leopard) is the source of this 2243-nucleotide messenger RNA. It is a transcript of the gene RNPS1, whose product is annotated as RNA binding protein with serine rich domain 1. Gene Ontology annotation, biological process: mRNA splicing, via spliceosome. The transcript has 8 exons. Gene Ontology annotation, cellular component: cytoplasm; ASAP complex; nucleoplasm. Bases 519 to 1436 code for a protein of 305 amino acids. The record is from RefSeq and is a predicted model, not a curated record. NCBI's taxonomy places the organism in Eukaryota, Metazoa, Chordata, Mammalia, Carnivora, Felidae. Gene Ontology annotation, molecular function: RNA binding.